AUCAAGGUGAAAAUAUGAAAAGCUUGUAUUUAGAAUAGUUAUAAUUAUACAAAGCAAAUAUAACGUGCAAGGCAGAGUUAUGGUAAAGGUAUCAAAUGAAUUGUAGUAUUAUUUUUAACAUGACGUCUGCUUCCUAAAGCCUCGUUAACAUGACGUCUGUGUUGUGGUCUGCUGCGCUGGGCGCGUGUGUUGGUUGCCUUCCAGUGGCGGCCUCCACCCGAGCCUCAUUCUGUCGUUGCAUUGCAGCCUCAGUGUUUCUUUAUGGGAGGAGCGGUGCGACUUCCCCACUUCUGCCCCCACGAUGUAGGCUACUUUUUUUUUUACAUCCCUGCUUACGUUUGGCUGGCAUAGCCUAAUUUCCGCAUUCCCAAAAUCCUCCCAAAUUGCGGAUCACGUUUAAAAUCGCGCUGAUGCAACGGUUUCCACUUUUUAAAAUCUAUUCUCGACCCUGGGCUGGCCAGAAGAAAGGACAUUUGUUGCACCUGGGAUCAAAGUCAGCUGUGGUCACGACCGAGUCUGACGCGAUGCCAGGACGAAUCCCAGAUCCCUCUGUGACAGCGGGCUCCCUGCCCAGCCUGGGUCCACUGGCUGGGAUCUCAGCCACCACGCUGACUGACGAGCUCAGAUUCGGGGACUUCCAGGAGUUCGGCACAAUGCUGUCACCUCUGCACUUCCUGGGCAGUCUGGGGAAGAGGCCCCCAGUCAUCAAAACAGAGAGAGAUGAAGAGACCGACAGGAGGAAACGAAGGCGAGAGAAAAACAAAGUGGCAGCGGCUCGAUGUCGAAAUAAGAAGAAGGAGAGAACAGAUUAUCUACAAAAGGAAUCAGAGAGACUCGAGAUGUUAAACUCUGGCUUUAAGGCCCAGAUUGAGGAGCUGAAGCUGGAACGACAGCAACUGAUCCUCAUGCUCAACCGGCACCGCCCCACCUGCAUCGUCAGGACGGACAGCGUCAAAACCCCGGAGGGCGAGGCCAACCCCCUGUUGCAGCAGCUGGAGGGCAAGUGAGGGCGUCACCACUUUGUACAGUUUACGGUUGAGAAGGAGGAGCCAACUAGCAGCACUUAAAGUCGGAGGAGAUCCCGCCGAGCCCUCCCACCUCCACGCAGAGCGCCACGCCACGAAACGUGGAUCCAAUGGACACGGUUUAUUGCAGUUCAGUCAUUUAUUCUGUGCCUUUGUCUCUCUUGCUCUCCCAUUUAUGUGUCAUUGUGGCCACCGGAGCUCAAGCCACUGUCAGUAUGAAGGUAAACAAAACAAAAAAACUAGUGCUGUGAAAAAUAACGCGUUAACUCAGUUAAUUCAAUUUCAGGUUUAACUAGUUUUUUUUUUUUACGCAUUUAACGCAUGCGCAGAAUGAGCUUCCAAUCCGUCUGUUGUUGGUCGUCGGGACGAAAAAAAAGUCACUUGCAGAAUGAGCUUCCAAUACACCACUUCAAUCUGAACUCUGUCCGCUCUCAUGCAGACGGUCUGUUCAUCGGUAAUGAUCCUUCCACAGGUUCACCUACGGAAACCUUGUUACGACUUUUACUUCCUGUAGAUCAGGGUCUCAACACGUCGAUCGCGACCUGCCAGUCGAUCGCGGCGUAGUGUCGGUAGAUCGCAUGACAUUAAAGAGAUUGGCCCCUGACAUGUUCUCUAGAGCACGUCUUUGUUCUUUUAUUAAACUAAACAUCUGUUGUUGAUCGUAUCUCCACAGCAGCAUGUCAUUUCUGUCUCUUCGCGUUGCGUUAACACUUAUCGAUCUCCGUCUCGCGCCACAGAGCUCCGUGCGCGCGCAUCGGGACCGAGCAAAAAAAAGUCACUUGUCAAUCUGUCCCCGUGUCCGGGCCGGUGAGGUUUCAGCUUUGCAGCGGUGUCCCCGCCGUCCCUUUCAUCACGGCCCAGUUCAUGAAGAAAACCCACACAGUCAGUUUGCCUCAGCAGCUGUUAGAGGAAGACUAGAGGCCUUUAGAUUGUAUCAUGGUGGAGUUAAUGGUUGACAAACAAGAGACAAAUGUUCUGUUUAACCCUCCUGUUACCUUUACAUUUACUAACAUAUUUUACCCUCGGGGUCAAUUUGACCCCAGCAAUUAAAACCUCCAGAAAAGUAUUAGAAUUAAUUUUGCUUCCCAAGUUUAAGUGUGAGGUACUUUAUGUUUGUUUGUUGACUACCUAAAUAGCCCUUUAAAUAAAUAAAAAAGUUGAUAUUUCUUAUAUGUUUGACACAGUGAAAAACAGCCUGGGGUCAAAUUGACCCCAAAGAACACCGACAUUAAACAUUGAAUGGGGUCAAAUUGACCCGAAAGGUAACAGGAGGGUUAAACAUUCUGUUUAGGAUGAAGAUGUAUUAAUGUUCCAUAUGGAAGAAAACUGCUAAAUAACUGCUGAGUUGCAGCACCAUUGUAUAGAAGAAUGUAUAAAUGUAUAUAUCCGUCUUUUGUCAUAAAUCUCUAUGUUCUCACAAAAUAUUCCGAGAAUAUCGGUAAUAUGUGAUUAAUCAUGAUUAAUCCACAAAAACCUGUGAUUAACCCGAUUAAAAAUUUUAAUCGUUUCACAGCCCUAAAAAAAACGCAACACAGCUGUUGGCACAUUACUUCCCGUUCAGUUGGUUGUUUUGAAGUGGGUUUGUACUAUAUGUCUUCUUAAUUGGAAAUUGUUCACUGUUGAAAACAGUUUCAGUUUAGCAAAUAAUUUGGUGAUCUACAAAUGAUCCAUUUGAUCUUGCUAUUGUUAAAAAUGUAUUUUGGGAAUCAUAGGAACUGAAAUUCAACUAGAGAAGAGCAAUUCUUAAUGGAUACAUUGAGUUUAAUUUGCUCACUCAAUUAAGAAAAUAGUAAAUUCUCAAUUUACACACCCCACAGAUAGGCAGAAGCUUUUUUACUUCAAAAUGACCAUCACUCAUGGUCAUUUUUGUUCUUUCAUUUAUUUGGUGGCUCAGCAGUUGAUGCUUUUUCUCUAGCUCUUUUUGGCGCAGGCGUCAUGUAUGCACAUAUAUAUGUAUCUAUCUAUAUAUAUAUGGACGGUUUACAUUGUACUUUAUAAUCUGUAAGCAUAUUGUUACUACCAAUUGUGUUUUUUAUACUUUUGUAUAUGAUGUUACGUAUAUAAGCUAUCACAAAAUCCCAAUGUGUAUUUCCUUAAGAAAUAAAUAUUUAGUUUUUU
Messenger RNA from Pseudoliparis swirei, 3143 nucleotides. RefSeq names its product Jun dimerization protein 2a (gene jdp2a). Gene Ontology annotation, molecular function: DNA-binding transcription factor activity, RNA polymerase II-specific; RNA polymerase II cis-regulatory region sequence-specific DNA binding. Gene Ontology annotation, cellular component: nucleus. The coding region runs from base 411 to 1007 and encodes 198 amino acids. Gene Ontology annotation, biological process: regulation of transcription by RNA polymerase II. NCBI's taxonomy places the organism in Eukaryota, Metazoa, Chordata, Actinopteri, Perciformes, Liparidae. The record is from RefSeq and is a predicted model, not a curated record. The transcript has 4 exons.